Molecule: messenger RNA, 1581 nt
Organism: Fonsecaea multimorphosa CBS 102226
Lineage: Eukaryota; Fungi; Ascomycota; Eurotiomycetes; Chaetothyriales; Herpotrichiellaceae
Exons: 1
Coding region: 1-1581 (526 amino acids)
Source: RefSeq, a predicted model, not a curated record
AUGGCCGAAUCACCCUCAUCCGAAGCAUCACAAGAGCCAGAAUCGGCCGAAGAGUCGAACGCGGCGCAUCCGCCAGCCAAAGCGCCUGCGGUCAAGGACAAGGAAUGUCAAUACUGUCACCAGCAGUUCACCUCCUCCUCACUCGGGCGCCAUCUCGAUCAGUUCAUCUCCAAAAAGAAACCAGAUGGGAUCCAUGAUGUCGACGAGAUCCGGAGGCUACGAGGAGGCAUCACGCGCCGCACGGCGAGAAGUAGCAAACGGGACAAGGACAAGAAUGACCACGACGACACCCGGUCAUCACAGGCAUCGCCAGGCCCCAGCAUCGGGCCUCAACCGGGCACUCUCGUCUCCUCCGCCAUCGAACUCAACCGUGUCCCUCCCGGCGGCAUGCACGUGCGCUUGAACAGGCUCAACUGGCAAGCUACCGGUGUCAUUACGGAUCCUACCACCCUCGACUCGCCGGCCACUGCUGCCGCCGUCCCUCCCACUCCUGGUGCCGCAUCCAGCCCUUCUGGGAUCAAGCGCAGUUUCUCUACCUAUGCCCAGGAUCUCAACCCCGCCAGCAAUGCCGAAACGACUCGCGCUCUCGAACUCGCUCUGCGCGAGGUCCUCGACUCCUUCCGCGCAGCCACAAAGCAUGCCUCUCCGAAACCUUCUCCCUUCAAGUUUGACGUACAGGCGCAAACAUUCCCCUCGCUCUGCUUAAAACUCUUACCUGCGCCAGCAACCUUGUUCCAAGCGUCUCCCUUCUCCACGCCACAAUCCAUCCCAGUCAAUCCGCCCGGUCCCGACCAAGUUGCCCCUCUACGUCAACUGCUGACUUCGACAAUCGACCACUGGAAAUGGCAAGCCCUGCGCCUCGCACAACCCACGACUUCCAACAUUGCGGAGGAGGCGGAUUUCCUGACGAGAAGUGCGGCGCAAUGGACCGAAUCCACCCUUGCACACUUGGAAACAAGCUUUCAAAAUUGGAUGGCACACCCGAUCGAGAUUCGUAAUCUGUUGUGGCAGGUGGAACUGCUAAGGGCAUACAACACUGAGCAGCAGAAAGUGCAGGAGAUGGAAGAAAGACUUGAGAGACUACAGCAAGAGGCGAACCAGCUACAGCAACAGGUAGAAUACCUCUCUCGAUGUCAGUGGCCGCGCGAAAUGGCGCUGUGGCCGCCCGAGCGAAGGACGUUUGGGGCUUCUAUGCGCGAAGAGCUGCGACUACUGAGUAUAAACAAAGUGCCUGCUGGAUCAGCCGGAUCUGACGCACCUGAAGAGAUGGUCUCUCUGCCAACGGAGAACGUCAAUACAAGGUUGGGUGACAAGUGGGACUUUGACAAGUUGGUCAACAAGUGGAAAACACAUGUGAGGGAAGAUAAGAAUCGCCGCAUGCCUCAGUCUCUUGUGUCUGUGGACGGUAACGGUGGCAGCAUGGGGGGCCCACCGGGUGUGAAAGUUGCAGAACUCAAGAAGACGCAGAGUGAGCCGGGGAUAAAUGGAUUGUCCAAUGGACAGUCCCCGACCAGCGUGGACGAAAGAAGAAAGAGUGCGAGAAAUCCAAAGGCAAAUAUCAGCAUUAUUUCGGACCUGUAA